Messenger RNA from Hyla sarda, 5229 nucleotides. It is a transcript of the gene SLC7A14, whose product is annotated as solute carrier family 7 member 14. The transcript is spliced from 8 exons. Gene Ontology annotation, biological process: amino acid transport; transmembrane transport. Gene Ontology annotation, cellular component: plasma membrane. NCBI's taxonomy places the organism in Eukaryota, Metazoa, Chordata, Amphibia, Anura, Hylidae. The record is from RefSeq and is a predicted model, not a curated record. Gene Ontology annotation, molecular function: amino acid transmembrane transporter activity. The coding region runs from base 276 to 2585 and encodes 769 amino acids.
GAGCUGUCUGUACGUGUGCUGCAGGCUCCGCCCCCUCCUCGGCUGUCUCGUCCACAGACAGGAGCAGAGAUGGAGCCCAGCGCUGCCUGCUGAUGCCCGGUCCUGAUUUCUUCAUAUCCAGAUUACUAGAAGAAAACAUAUGUAAUAUCAUGAGUUACCGUCUUGAUACAAGCCACGUGAAACUCAAUUGAAACCUUAUAAAACUGAAUGUUGGGAGAAAGUGCAGUAACCUAUAUUUUAGCAUUCACAUUUUUUCGUAAGAGAUUCCUUAAAUCAUGAGUGGUUUUCUUUCUUAUUUGGAUCCAAGAAGGAUUCCUUGGGGGGCCACAUGGCAUGCAAUCAAUGCAAGAGUUUUGCGCACCAAACCAGUAGAGUCCAUGCUGGAAGGAACCGCAGGAACUUCAUCUCAUGGGACCAAACUAGCUAGAGUACUGACUACUGUGGAUCUUGUUUCACUUGGUGUGGGUAGCUGUGUUGGCACUGGGAUGUAUGUGGUCUCUGGAUUGGUUGCUAAGGAAAUGGCAGGACCAGGAGUAAUUGUGUCCUUCAUAAUUGCAGCAGUGGCCUCAAUAUUAUCGGGGGUGUGUUAUGCUGAAUUUGGAGUUCGAGUUCCCAAAACGACAGGAUCUGCUUACACAUACAGUUAUGUCACUGUUGGUGAAUUUGUGGCAUUCUUCAUUGGCUGGAACUUAAUCCUAGAAUAUCUCAUUGGUACAGCAGCAGGAGCAAGCGCCCUAAGUAGCAUGUUUGACUCCCUUGCCAAUCACACUAUCAGCCACUGGAUGAUUGAGAGUGUGGGGACUCUAAACGGAUUAGGCAAAGGUGAAGAAUCUUAUCCAGACCUUCUUGCUCUGGUGAUCGCAGUUAUUGUAACAAUAAUAGUUGCCCUGGGUGUAAAGAAUUCUGUUGGAUUUAAUAAUGUUCUGAAUGUCCUUAACUUGGCCGUGUGGGUCUUUAUCAUGAUUGCUGGCCUUUUUUUCGUCAGUGGAAAGAAUUGGUCAGAAGGGAAUUUUCUACCCUAUGGAUGGUCAGGGGUCCUGAAAGGUGCAGCCACUUGCUUUUAUGCAUUCAUAGGGUUUGACAUCAUAGCUACUACAGGGGAAGAAGCCAAAAGUCCCAAUACUUCUAUUCCAUAUGCUAUAACUGCUUCUUUGGUCACCUGUCUAACAGCAUAUGUGUCCGUAAGCGUUAUACUAACAUUAAUGGUCCCAUACAAUAUGAUUGAUUCAGAAUCACCACUGAUGGAGAUGUUUGUGGCACAUGGAUUCUACACUGCCAAAUUCAUUGUAGCCAUUGGAUCUGUAGCUGGGCUCACUGUCAGCUUGUUCGGUUCUCUGUUCCCUAUGCCCAGAGUAAUCUAUGCAAUGGCUGGUGAUGGAUUGUUAUUCAGGUUUUUAGCCCAUGUCAGCUCUUUCACAGAGACCCCAGUUGUGGCUUGUAUUGUGUCUGGAUUUCUUGCAGCCUUGUUGUCUUUACUGGUCAGCCUCCGUGAUCUCAUAGAAAUGAUGUCUAUUGGAACUCUUUUAGCCUACACCCUGGUAUCUGUGUGUGUCUUGUUACUGCGUUACCAGCCUGAAAGUGACAUUGAUGGUUUUGUUAAGUUUCUUUCUGAAGAACAUACCAAGAAAAAAGAAGGAAUCAUUGCUGAUUGUGAGAAGGAGGUGUGUUCUCCCAUGAGUGAUGGAGAGGAAUUCAUUGGUCCAGCCACUAACACAUGUGGGGCAAAGAACCUACCAUCUCUAGGGGACAAUGAAAUGCUUAUCGGUAAAUCUGACAAAUCCAACUACAAUGUUAACCACCCAAACUAUGGAACAGUUGAUAUGACAUCGGGCAUAGAGGCAGAUGGGUCUGAAAACAUUUACCUUUUCAAACUGAAGAAAUUCAUAGGCCCACGAUACUAUACAAUGAGAAUAAGGCUUGGCUUACCUGGAAAAAUGGAUCGACCAACACUCACCACAGGUCGCACCGUGACCACCUGUGUCAUGCUUCUGUUCAUUUUAUUAUUCAUCUUCUGCUCUUUUAUAAUAUUUGGUGCAGAUUACGUUUAUGACCAGGUGUGGUGGGCUGUCCUGUUGGUUGUUUUGAUGGUACUGCUCAUUAUUGCCUUGGUUUUUGUUAUCCUGCAACAACCGGAGAACCCCAAAAAAUUGCCUUACAUGGCGCCCUGUGUCCCAUUUGUUCCUGCCUUUGCCAUGCUAGUCAACAUUUAUCUUAUGCUAAAACUGUCAUCCAUUACUUGGAUCCGAUUCGCUGUCUGGUGCUUUGUAGGGUUGCUGAUAUAUUUUGGCUAUGGUAUGUGGAACAGCACCUUGGAAAUUAGUGCAAGAGAAGAGGUUCUCCACCAGAGCACUUACCAGAGAUAUGAUGUAGAUGACACCUUUUCAGUGGACGAUGGCCUUUCUUAUCCACCUGAAGAAGAAAAAUUCCAAGACAUGAGAAGUACAGAUACAAAAGGCCACUACUAUCAGCAGACAGGGGAGGCACAGGACAACAACCGGACAAACAGCAGAUCCAAAAGUAAAGGGAAGCAUAAACAGGACUUUGAUGCUUUGAUUGCCAAUGAGGAGUUAGACUAUCCAGAAUAAGUCACACAUUGUGUUUGCAAUCCACCUCAACUGUGGCCUAAACAGCGGCAGCUUCACAGGCCCUGUAUGGGGAUUCUCUUCUCUCUCAUACAGUGUACUGCUUACUAAGUUGUAAACAAGUGUUUAAUGUUUUGCUGACUUUCCUUUUCAUACAUAUUCGGCCUAAAUUAUCUUAGUAUCUUUUAUUUAACUACAAUGAGCAUAGUUCAAAACAAUACAGAGUACGAUGUUUCUUUCCAUUCACAUGGUUAACGUUAGGGUUGAAAUACAUGGUUACAGCUGGCAAUAUAUAAUAUUUAUAUAUUAUUAAAUAAAGAAAGCACUGUUUAUGAUUUUAAAAUAGAGUAGAGAAGAUUCUGAUGACGUGAAUCAGGAAAGAUUUAUGGUUUGAAAAUAAUUUUAUUCUAAAACCAAAGUAAGAGGACAUGCAGCAUUGUAAAAUACAUGGCACGGGAUUUCUAUUGUACUUGUCUAUCAUAAAAUAGUUCGGGGAUGGGAGUCGUGAUGGAAAUGGGUUAUACAAGUAGGGGAAUUAUGCAGGAAAGGUGCAAUCAGUCUAUUUGGAGAAUUUUGGCAAAGUUUCAACUACCUGGAAAAUUCCACUUAUAAAAUAUGUAAUAAAACUGUUAGAAUGGAAACUGACUUAUCAGAAUUUUCAUAGACACAUAAAUACUAUGGUGUGUAAAACCAUCAUGGUACAGCCAACUAUGAUAUUAUACAAUAAAUGUGUGGUUUAGAUGGGAGUAUAUUUCCAUUGUUCUUAUGGAAAGUGGAUGAUAUGGGCUAUAGUUUCUGACCUUGGGGAAUACAAGUGUUUUCAAGAUAAGUUGUAGUGCCCAAAAAACCUAUUGGUAGUAAUUGGAGCCUUAUGAGAACUAUUUAAAAAGGAUCUACAAAAAAUGAACUAAAUAUAAAAUGGGCACUCAGACACUAAAGGUCACGGACCCUUUACCAACAACUAUAGCCAUGAUACACUUGUUUUUGUAGGUCUUACGUCUAAAUCAGUGCUAUAGCUUGCAAAGGGCCCAUACCUUCGGGGCACUACUCUAAUGCUCAACUGGUCGUGCUGGCCUUGAGACAGACAAAAUAGUAAUCAUGAAUAAUAACAUACAGUGAAGCCAUGUGCCAAAUACCUAAGAGGGAAAACUAAAAAUAUAUUGGUUAUUAUGCUGCAUUAUCAAACAGUUCUAUUUAAGGGAUACUGCCUGUACAUAGCUAUACAUGUAGAGUAGUGGCUACGCCCGCAACGUUAUACGAUUAGACUCUGCUGGCUUCGAAAGAUUCCUAUUCCUCCGUGAGAGGAGUUUUCUUAUGUAGAUUUCAUAUAAAAUUUAAUAGAAAAUAAAUAGUAAUUAUUAAUACUAAGAAUCCUACCCUCAGGUGUGUAAUAUAAAUUCUAUCAAUGAUAUCAUUGAAUGCAUUUUAGUUAAGGUGCAGUUUCAGAUGGUCGCUGUUCCCUGAAAGGACAACCUUCUGAAACAUGUUCAUUUUUUGCCUACAUGGGAAAAGAUAUUGAAAAGUGAAACAAUAGUUCUGAUUGUAUACAUUGGAAUUCCUGCAGCCUAGAAACUCAGUUGCUGCAGUUGAAGACAUGUCCAAUAUAUUUUUACACGACUAUAAGUAUUUUUCAGAUGUAGUUGCAUGUUUCACUUAAAAUUCUUAAAUUGUGUGAUUUUCUACCUCUGCUUUUACUUCCACUGCUCUUUCAAUGUACAUAUUGUAGCAUUCAAUUUGGCUGUAAAUCCACCCAGUCUUUUUUGAUGCUUUUGAUAUCGCUAGAAUGUUUAUAGAUGUUAUGGAUCUACGGAUUGUUUUCAUGUCAUUGUUAUGUAGUGUCUUUGCUGUGCUUUAUAUCUAAAUUCACUAUUAAAGACUGAAAGUGUGGAAGGCAGGACAGUCUGAUGUGAAAACAUUGUAUUCUUGCACUGGGUAUACUAAAACACCAUAUAUAUAUAUAUAUAUAUAUAUAUAUAUAUAUAUAUAGAAAUAUGCUAUACAACUGUGUGUGACCAGUGCAUUCCCCAGAUAUACAGCUGUGCAACUUCUUUGUUCACCUCUAAAUAUUCUGUACUGGACUUAAAGUGCUGUUUCAUAAGUGAAAGCAACUUCACUAAAUUCCUGUUACACUCAAACCUUAACACGCUGUGGAUACAGUUGAAUGCAUUAUUUUAAUUACUACAUUGUACUUAUUUGUUGUUACAAAUAUAUAUAUUAACAGGUCUUUAUGUGCAGCCUGCAUAUUUUCAUAUACAUUGCAGGCUGCUCUGUCCCAUUCAUACUAAAAUUCAUCAGAAGACCAUUCGGUCUUCAGCACUUUUCUCUGCUCUCCUGAAUGAUCAUCCAUGUUGAUUUAUGAAAAUCAAGGUCAUAAAUCAGCUUAGAAGAUUCUUUCAGGAAAGGAGAGAGAGAGGGAUGCUGGAGACAAAGUUGUCAGGCAGCUUCUUUGAUGGAUUUCUUUAUGAAUGCGAGUAAAAAUGUUUUAAAUGGAAAUGAUAUUUUAGUGCAAGCUAACCCACCCAAGACAUACGAGAAGACUAAAUAUUUUUAUAUACGCCUUAGAUAAAUGCAGCAUAUUUCAUUGUAAUGUACAGGGUGGGCCAUUUAUAUGGAUACACCUUAAUAAAAUGGGAAUGGUUGGUGAUAU